AUGAUUACUGCCCUCUUGACACACAUUCUUAGCCCUUUGGCCUACAUUGUACCAGUACUCCUUGCAGUAGCAUUCCUAACCCUUGUUGAACGAAAGGUGUUAGGAUAUAUACAACUCCGCAAAGGCCCUAAUAUUGUAGGGCCUUAUGGUCUCCUUCAACCAAUUGCUGAUGGGUUAAAACUGUUCAUUAAAGAACCAGUACGCCCUUCCACAGCAUCACCCAUCCUUUUCCUUUUAGCCCCCAUGCUUGCACUCACCCUCGCACUCACACUAUGAGCCCCCCUUCCUAUGCCCUACCCUGUAAUCAACAUCAACCUAAGCAUCCUAUUUAUCCUCGCAUUAUCAAGUCUUGCAGUCUACUCCAUCCUUGGCUCAGGUUGAGCAUCUAACUCAAAAUAUGCUUUAAUUGGGGCCCUUCGGGCCGUAGCCCAAACUAUCUCAUAUGAAGUAAGCCUGGGGCUAAUUCUGCUUGCAUCCAUCCUUUUCACCGGGGAUUUUACCCUUCAAGCAUUUGGAGUCACACAAGAAGCUAUAUGGCUGGUCUUCCCUGCAUGACCUUUAGCAGUAAUGUGGUACACCUCUACCCUCGCAGAAACCAACCGUGCACCCUUUGAUCUCACAGAGGGGGAGUCCGAGUUAGUAUCCGGCUUCAAUGUAGAAUAUGCAGGAGGGCCUUUCGCCCUGUUUUUCCUUGCAGAAUACGCUAAUAUUUUAUUAAUGAAUACACUCUCAGCCACCCUUUUCCUAGGUGCAUCCCACAUCCCUACCCUUCCAGAACUAACCACUACCAACCUAAUAAUCAAAGCAACACUCCUAUCUGUUCUCUUCCUGUGAGUUCGGGCCUCCUACCCGCGAUUCCGUUACGACCAGCUAAUACAUCUUAUUUGAAAAAAUUUCCUCCCUCUUACACUAGCCCUAGUAAUCUGACAUUUAUCUCUACCAAUUGCACUUGUAGGACUCCCACCCCAAAUUUAA
Messenger RNA from Phyllopteryx taeniolatus (common seadragon), 975 nucleotides. The record is from the annotation of a RefSeq genome assembly. Lineage: Eukaryota; Metazoa; Chordata; Actinopteri; Syngnathiformes; Syngnathidae.